Messenger RNA from Adineta ricciae, 1053 nucleotides. The record is from the annotation of a GenBank genome assembly. NCBI's taxonomy places the organism in Eukaryota, Metazoa, Rotifera, Eurotatoria, Adinetida, Adinetidae.
AUGUCGUCGAGUUUAUUCUCUCGCCCAACCCCAUUCGGUGAUAGUCCAGCGAUGCAUGCGACUGUCGAUAAAAGUAAACAACGACAUUCAUGCGGGAAAACCAUCGGUCUUCUUGUGGCACUUGUCUCAUACAUACUAGCAUUAACACUGAUCAUAGGUGAUCUUUUCUUUAACAGUCAAAUUUUCGGUCAGAUUCUUCAUCGUUUCCAUUCGCAUACGGAUCCAUUAGUUCCACCAAAAACAUGGAUCGCACCUAUCUGGAUGACCGUCUAUGGUUUACAAGCUCCAUGGUUACUCUAUGCCAUAACAACUCUAUGUCGUCGAAAUGGUGGCGGUGGUGACAGUGAUUAUUUAUAUAAAUAUCCUCGUCCAGUGCCACAAAUGCAAUUAUUAACAUUCAGUCUCGCUUGUUGGUCACACCUUUUAUUUCUAUUUCUUGUUCAACAUCAAUCCAAUGUUCUUGCAGUCAUUUAUACAGUCUUAGGUGCCAUGGCACUAACGUUCUGUCUGAUUACUUCUAUUAUUCAUCUUCAUAACUAUGAACGUGAAUUAUCUACAUGUCACCUAUUUGGUGAUAUUUGGUCGAUAAGAAUAUUUGUUCAUAACGGUCUUAGUGUCAUGUUAGCAUGGCAAAUUGCAUUGAUUGGCUUUUCGUCUCUAUACGCUUGUAAAUCGUUCUUAGCAGCAAAAGCUAGUUCACAGAUCAGUGAAUCAACAUUGGAUUUAGUUGGUGUAUGUUUGAUUGCUUCAAUGUGUAUAAUAGCAUUAGUUUAUGUGGUUUUAAUGUCAUGUUUCUUUUUCAAUACGAUGUGUCACGUUGUUGCAGGAUGGAUCUUCUUGGUCAUUCUAACAUUUAGCUAUUGGCAACACCAAGAUCAGCAUUCGAGUCAUCUGCUGCAUUUAUCAUUUUAUUUAACGACAGCCUUAUUAUCAUUCGUCGUAUGUUUGCAUUUAGUUCUCGCCUUUUUUCGUUAUUCGGGCACAACAUGGCGAUCUUUAACAAGUUCAAGUAGAGCCAGUUAUCGUCAUGCUAUCCUCCAAGGAAAGGACUAA